Molecule: messenger RNA, 1272 nt
Organism: Lindgomyces ingoldianus
Lineage: Eukaryota; Fungi; Ascomycota; Dothideomycetes; Pleosporales; Lindgomycetaceae
Product: mannose-binding lectin
Exons: 2
Cellular component (GO): cytoplasm
Molecular function (GO): sphingomyelin phosphodiesterase activity
Source: RefSeq, a predicted model, not a curated record
CUCGCUGCCCCCGCAACAUCCGGGACCUUCAACAUCCUCUCCUUCAAUGUCGCUGGACUCCCCGCCAUUCUGAACAGCAACGACGUCCCCGGCGAUAAAACGACCAACACGGAAACGAUCGGGCAAAAGUUCUCCACAUACAACUUCUCCAUUAUCCACGUGCAAGAGGACUUCAAUUACCACGCCACACUCUACGCCAACGAUAAUCAUCCAUAUCGGACGGCAACAAGUGGGGGUGUGCCGUUUGGGGAUGGACUGAACACGCUGAGUAACUUUGACUGGAUUGAUUUUGAGAGGACCAAGUGGGCGACGUGCAGCGAUACGAGUGGCAGCGAUUGCUUGACACCGAAGGGAUUCACAUUUAUGAGGGUAAGAGUUAGUGAGGGAGUCUGGGUCGAUGCGUACAAUUUGCAUGCGGAUGCUGGCACCGAGCCCAAUGAUAUUACAGCUCGCGCCUCUAAUCUUGCACAAGUGUCGACCCACAUCUCUCAGUACUCAACCGGGAAUGCAGUCCUCGUCUUCGGUGACUCCAACUCACGCUACACCCGCUCUGGUGACAUCCCCUCUAUUUUCAGUUCUCAAAACGGGAUGACAGACGCCUGGGUCCAACUUGCACGGUCCGGCUCCGCCCCAGCUGCUGGCUCCGGUGCUCUUCUUUGCGACAACCCUUCAAACACUACCGCCUGCGAGAUCGUGGACAAAGUUUGGUAUAGAGGUGGUCCAGCCUUGCAAUUGAACGCGACCAAGUUUCAGUAUGCAGGAUCCAUGUUUCUGCAAAGUGACGGAAACGUUCUAAGCGAUCACAAUCCUGUGCUUGUGGACGUUUCCUGGAAGACGAGUAGUACUCUUCGCAUGUCGGAUUUCUUCGGCGGUCCUCAUGGAGACUACUUCAACGACAUUACCGCCCUUUCUACCAUCUCCUCGCCCUCCGUAGCUUCGAUCACUCUCCGCGGCGCAAAUAGACUCGAUGCUCUCUCCAUUACUCUCUCGUCCGGGCAGGCUCUCUCGCACGGUGGCACAGGAGGGACUGCGAACACGCUCAAUCUAGAUGGCGGGGAGAAACUAGUGCAGGCGACAGUUUGUCAGGGGAAGUAUAAUGAUACAACAAGAAUCUUUUACAUGCAGGUUAUCAGCAGUCUGGGGAGGAUCGUGACGGCAGGCAAGAUGACGAGUGAAUGUGUCGUGCGGACUGUGGAGGAUGGAUGGGGGAUUGUUGGGUUUGUGGGGAGGGAUGGAGAUGAGAUUGAUCGGGUGGGAUUUGUUUAUGGGAAG